This is a messenger RNA of Camelina sativa (false flax), 1309 nucleotides long. The record is from RefSeq and is a predicted model, not a curated record. NCBI's taxonomy places the organism in Eukaryota, Viridiplantae, Streptophyta, Magnoliopsida, Brassicales, Brassicaceae.
UAUCCUAAGGUUUGGACAGCAUAGAGCAAAACAAACCAUUACCACUUUUUCAUUGAUAUACACAAAUGGAAAGCUUGGAAAUUCCUAAGCAAGAAAUUCAUAUCAAAAUUGAUAACUCAAUAUCAAGCAACAAAGAGAGAAAAAAUGACCUUGCCGAUGCUAAACCCAUUGUCUUAAUGUCUAUCUUGCGUGGUCUCCACGCGGGCUAUUUCAGAAUAAGUCUUUCUCUCUGUAGCCAAGCUCUGUUGUGGAAGAUAAUGAUCGCGCCUGAUUCACCAAGCAUGUCUCAUAUGCAUAGCAAACUCCCAUCUAUGGCGUUCCAUCUCCUGUGGUACCUAGCACUUGUAACACAAGUGUCACUCUGUUUUUUGUAUGCCUUAAAGUGUAUUUUCUUACCUGACAUGGUGAAAGCAGAGUUCUUGCACUAUAUUGGAGUGAACUAUCUUUACGCUCCAUCCAUUUCAUGCCUUCUCUUGCUUCAGUCUGCUCCGAUGAUGGAACCAAACAGCGUUUUGUAUCAGACACUAUUUUGGGUGUUUGCUGUUCCGGUCUUGACACUAGACACAAAGCUUUACGGGCAGUGGUUCACAACAGAGAAAAGGUUCUUGUCGAUGCUAGCAAACCCUGCAAGCCAAGUAUCAGUAAUCGCAAACCUCGUGGCUGCACGAGGAGCAGCAGAGAUGGGUUGGAAAGAGUGUGCUCUAUGCAUGUUCUCCCUUGGAAUGGUUCACUAUUUGGUUAUCUUUGUCACUCUUUAUCAACGGUUACCAGGCGGAAACAAUUUCCCAACCAAGUUAAGGCCAAUCUUCUUCUUGUUCUUUGCUGCACCAGCCAUGGCAAGUCUAGCCUGGAACUCCAUUUCUGGUACCUUUGAUGCUGUAGCGAAGAUGUUGUUCUUCCUUUCACUUUUCAUCUUCAUGUCCCUGGUUUGUAGGCCAAAUCUUUUCAAGAAAUCAAUGAAAAGAUUCAAUGUCGCGUGGUGGGCUUACUCGUUCCCCGUUACCUUUCUUGCGUUAGACACAGUUCAGUAUGCGCAAGAGGUGAAAGACCCGAUUGGUUCUGGCUUGAUGCUUAUCUUCUCAUCCAUCUCAGUUUUGAUCUUCCUCUGUAUGAUGGUACUGACAGCAGCAAACAGCAAUAGACUACUCAGACGUGCUCCUGUCCUUGGUUCCGCUACAAGUCCAAAAGACAAGCAAAAAUCAUUACCGAUCAAUGCGGCUUUGUAAUUAAAAAAAAAAAAGCUAUAUUUGUUAGUCACGUGUUAACUUCAAGUAUUUUUCAUCAUGGUUGAGCGUAAUAAUUUCCAAUC